This is a messenger RNA of Aspergillus tubingensis, 858 nucleotides long. Its product is annotated as sulfotransferase family protein. The record is from RefSeq and is a predicted model, not a curated record. Bases 1 to 858 code for a protein of 285 amino acids. Lineage: Eukaryota; Fungi; Ascomycota; Eurotiomycetes; Eurotiales; Aspergillaceae. The transcript is spliced from 4 exons.
AUGUCUUUGAUUCACGCCGACAACUUGGCUCCCCAGCCAAUCACUGAUAUCUUCACCGAUGACACCUGCAUCGACCGCCGCAAGUGCCACCGCACCGUGCCCAUGAAGGUGCUGGCUCUGGGUGUGGGAAGAACCGGAACUGCUUCCCUCCGCAUUGCCCUCGAACGUCUGGGCUACGUCAAGACCUACCACAUGAUGUCCGCCAGUAUGGAGAACCCUCCCGACUGCUUGAUGUGGCACGAUGCUCUCGCUGCCAAGUACGACGGUGUCGGCGAGUUCGGUAGAAAGGAAUGGGACCAGCUUUUGGGAGACUGCCAAGCCGUCUGUGACUGGCCUGCCUGUGCCUUUGCUAAGGAGCUGAUCGAGGCCUACCCCAACGCCAAGGUCAUUCUGACCACCCGUGAUGUUGAGUCGUGGCAUGCUUCCGUCAUGAAGACCGUUUGGUGGCGUGUCUCCGACCCUGAGCACAAGUUCGUUUCGAACUUCAGCUGGGCCGCUAGCAUGUACUACCCCAUGCUCAACAAGUUCUUCCAGACCUUCUUCCGCGGCGACUUCCCCAACAAGGGCAAGCAGGUCUACCUUGACCACGUUGAGGAGGUCCGCAGCCUGGUUCCUCCCGAGAGGCUCCUCGAGUACAAGAUCGGCGAGGGCUGGGGCCCGCUUUGCGAGUUCCUGGGUGAGGAGGUCCCCGACACUCCUUUCCCCCGCGGUAACGACAUGGCCGACUUCUUCAAGCGCUGCCGCGGCCGCAACAGGCGCCAGAUGCUGAACGCCGCUCUGCAGGCUGUCACCAUGGGUGGUGCUCUGCUGGCGACCGGCUUGGUUGCUACCAUGGCCUUCAAGCGUUUCUCUCGGUAG